Hyla sarda is the source of this 3883-nucleotide messenger RNA. RefSeq names its product DNA helicase B (gene HELB). The transcript has 14 exons. NCBI's taxonomy places the organism in Eukaryota, Metazoa, Chordata, Amphibia, Anura, Hylidae. The coding region runs from base 86 to 3211 and encodes 1041 amino acids. The record is from RefSeq and is a predicted model, not a curated record.
CAAGCUCCUUCCACUCUUUUUCGGCCAGGGGGGACGUCACUUCCGGUGUAGAAUAGCGGCUAUUUGGAAGUACAGAGGUUCCAGAAUGUCAGGCAGCCGUGGUUGGAAGAGCAGGAGGAGGGUACCGGGCCUCAUAGAGCUCCGUGGCCGGCUGCUGCCAGUAAAGGAUGAGGCGCCAGACACCGGGGAAGGGGAGGAGGACAGCGAUGGCCCUGACGACUCGGAUCCGGAGUUUUUGGAUGCAGACGAGAUAGAAGGCGGCGCCAUACAAGUGAAGUCCUGGAAGGUCCCGAGCACUACAGUAAAAAUGAAAACCCAAGAUUCCCAUGAGUACAUAGUGAACGGACAUUUUCCUCUGGAUGAUCCUUGGUGGACUGUGAAUGUAAAAGUGCGGCCACAACAGUCUGUGAACUAUGCCAAAGAAGCCCCAUCCUAUGAACUGGACGAUGAGAGCAUCCGGGAAAAAGACAUCCUGUCGCUCUUUCUUAAAAAAUGUGGGGUGCCAGACCAGUUUAAACAGGCGUUCAUAGACUGGCUCCCACAAUACCAUUCUGUCUCCUUCACCACAUUGAAAGAGCUGGCAAAUGACUUUAAGGAGGAGGAAAACAAGGAUAUCCUGCCAUAUCUGGAAAACUCCGGUUCUGGAGCAUUUGUAUUUCUGUCAUUCAUCAUCCCUUUGGUAAUGAAAUAUUUACCAAAACUUUUACCUUCCAAAAUAAGAUAUUUGUUCAUGUUGGAUGUUCUUGACCAAAAGUCCACAGAAAAACCUCCGCCUGACAUCUUGUGUGAGAUUGAAGCAAUGUUGGCUGACGAUCCUUGGAAACUUGGCUUUGGCUUGAUAAUUUAUCGAGAGUUGCACCUUUGUGGUUGUGAGGCCACAUUGGAAAGCUUUUUUCAGUGUGAAGAGCUCAUGGAAAGGAUUCCAGUCUUACAGUUCAAUGCAUUGGUUAUCUACAAUGAACUAAAAAAGAAAUGCAUGGAGCAAGGAGACACCUAUGUAGACAUCCCUGAGCUUACUAAAGCAGUCACCAAGGACAUGACAGCAGAAGCUGCAUGGGAAGCCUUGGAAUUCAUGAAGGAACAAGAAAUUGUGGUAAAGGAACAACAAAGAAUUUUCCUGUAUAGGUGGUACUGGUAUGAAGUUAACAUCGCAGAAUAUAUUCACAAGAUAGUGUUAAGAAAGCCUGGGAGUCUUGACAUUAAUGAACAUGAUAUAUUUGGAAAGAAUCCGUCUCCACCAGAACAGCAAGAAAGCCCAGAUGACCAGGAUGGGUUACGUAGCCAGGGUGCUGCGCAGGAUCUGCAAGAAUCUGAAUGUUUAACAAUAUUUGAUGCGGACCAGAAGGAGGCAGUAAGAAUGAUCCUGGCAAACCCAGUGACGGUUAUUAGUGGCAAGGGUGGGUGUGGGAAGACCACAGUCGUAAGCAGGGUCUUCAAGUCCAUGAUUAAGAAGGAGAAUGAUGAAGUUGAACAGGCCUGUAAAGCCCUUGAAGAGGACAUUGAUGCUUCAGAGGAAUGGUUUUGUGAUACUGUGACCUCCAGCACCGACCAGAAUGGCAGCAUACGUUUUUUACUUACUGCACCCACAGGAAAAGCUGCUUCUCUAUUGAAGAAGAAAACUGGCCUUCCUGCUGCUACCUUGCAUCAGGUGACUUGCAGCUAUUCUGCCUGGCAGAAGCAAAACGCAGGCACACCAUGGAAAUUUUCUAAAGUGGAGGCCCUGGUGGUGGAUGAAGCCAGCUUGGUUUCUGUCCGUAUGUUUAGUGCUGUGCUGAAACUGUUAUAUUGCCAUGCAAAGCUGGAAAAACUUGUAAUCCUUGGGGAUGUACGCCAGUUACCAAGUAUAGAGCCAGGGAAUACGCUGGCAGAUGUAUUUGCUGCUCUGAAAACACUGAAUUGGGCAAUUGAGCUGAAGACCAAUCACAGGGCAGAGUCACAGCUUAUUGUAGAUAAUGCCACAAGAAUCUCUCAUCAGUACUGUGUGGAAUUUGAUGCCUGUGUGCACUUUGAUGGACACUCAAGCUCUGAAAUGCCCAGUGUGGACAACAAAUUCAUUCUGGUUCACCUGGCAGAUGAUGUUGAUCUGAGCACUGCUAUAUCAGCACUACUGAAGAAUGGGCCAGGAUUAGAAGAUGAUAAACGUUCACAGUUUAUUGCAUUUAGGAGGAUGGAUUGCCUGUUGAUCAAUGAACUUUGCUGCAGACACUAUUCGGGUCAUUCCCUCAAGAAUCAGAAAUCCAAAUAUGACUUUAGAUGUGGUGAUAAAGUUUGCUGCACGAAAAAUGCCUAUGUCAGGGACCUUCGCUCCAGAACCAGGAAUGGUAGCAAAGAAUCUAAUGGAGAAGCCCCCUUCAGCCAGUCUCAGCUGGAAGAUAGGUUACCAUUGGACCAAGCUAAGAAGGAAAAAGAAGAGGACGACAGGCUAUGUAAUGGAGAAAUAUUUUUUGUAGUCGAUGAUGUGGAAAAAGAUAAAAUUCGAGAAUUAACAUUAUCUGAUGAAGAUAGAAACUACACCUUGAAUUAUAAAGCACUUCGAAGUCGCAGUGGUCUACGGCAUGCUUGGGCUCGAACCAUCCAUACAUUUCAGGGUUCAGAAGAAGAUACUGUUGUAUAUGUUCUUGGCACUACUGGGAGACAGAACUGGAAACAUGUAUAUACUGCUGUAACAAGAGGCUGCCAGCGUGUAUAUAUAAUUGCAAAAAAAGAUCAGCUUGACAAAGCAAUUAGCAAUAAGGCGCGUGAAAGAAAGACCCGACUAAAGCAGCGUCUGAAAGAUAAAUUACCUCAAAGCAGAACCUUUGCACAGCCAACAGCUACUUCUGUACACCCAGAGAGCAGUCAGGCAGAAGAAGAGCAGGAACCUGACAUCUCCCUGACUUCACAUCCCCUUCCCUAUACACAGCUUAAAUCACCUCCGCACCUUUUCUGCUUACCUGUGUCUACUACCCCCAUAGCAGGUUCUUCUACCUCUGGUUGUGGUGAAAGACUGGAAUGUGGAAAUGACAUAAGGUGUACAACACCUGAUCGCUUACAAGACUGUGUGCUGGAGGUUUCCCCUACUCAGAAGAGAACAGGAGAUCCUGUAGAUGAUUCUGCCACUCCUCCAAAGAUAAGAGUCAACAAUACGGACUGGACAGAAGAAUCUCCUACAAACAGUCAAAGGCUUCAUCUCAUGAGUCUCCAGAGUCCUUGUCCCAAAAAGCUGUUUUGAAAUCUGAAUAACUUCCAGCUACAAGUAGUAUCUCUUUUCCAUCCUCUAAGGACUAUAGUUGACUUAUUUUCUACUACGUUUGGAACGGUUCAUAGUUUGUUUUAAUGUUUUUAUAUAUAAAGUAACACAUUUGGACUUUGCAGGCUCAAGCAACAGAGUGUUAGAAACUUCUCAAUGUGAAUACAUAAUUACGGGUUGAAAAUGUUACCAAUGGCCUGGUGCUAGAUGGGAUGAAGGAAUUUUAGUAUUGAUGAAUCCAUUGCGGUACUUUAUACAACGCAAAAGAAUCUCCAGUGUCUGUUUAUAUAUCUUGAGGUUAUUAAGGCAAAAUCCCUUUUUGUUUUACUAAAUCAAUGUAGAAGUGAAUUGGCCGAGUGCAUUCAUUUUCCUAUUUAAGGACAGUCUUUUCCCUUUGCCUAUCUAUUGCUAUCUUCUGACAGAUGGCAGGUUUACACUCCCUGGCAUCAAGCUUUACAACCUAGGACUUUCAUGUUGUAAUAUUACAGUAGUUGAUGCCCAAUGUUUACAAUGCUUGGAGUGUGCAUGCAUAGAUCAUUCUGUACUUGUUAGUUCUGACAAUGUAACAUUGCUUUAACCAAUGAAAAUGGUAUUCUACCAUUAGGAUUAGAGAUGAGCGAACUUACAGUAAAUUCAGUUCGUCACGAACUUCUC